AUGAAAAGGGGGGCUUCGGUCUCAAUCCUUCGAGGGCAUGAACAUCGCGAUGCGUCGGCGCGGAGUGGACGAGGAGGUACGAGGUACGAGGAGAAGAACUUCACUCGGCUGAAUUCGCUGCUCUCUCCGCUUGCGUUAGCAGCACACGAACACGAGCUGCACUCGCAUCAGUCCACCUUGAGAACUUACGAAAUUGAAGGUUAGG
Messenger RNA from Strongylus vulgaris, 205 nucleotides. NCBI's taxonomy places the organism in Eukaryota, Metazoa, Nematoda, Chromadorea, Rhabditida, Strongylidae. The record is from the annotation of a GenBank genome assembly.